Hemicordylus capensis (graceful crag lizard) is the source of this 5555-nucleotide messenger RNA. It is a transcript of the gene CTNND2, whose product is annotated as catenin delta 2. The record is from RefSeq and is a predicted model, not a curated record. Gene Ontology annotation, molecular function: cadherin binding. Lineage: Eukaryota; Metazoa; Chordata; Lepidosauria; Squamata; Cordylidae. Gene Ontology annotation, biological process: cell-cell junction assembly; cell-cell adhesion; dendritic spine morphogenesis. The coding region runs from base 650 to 4546 and encodes 1298 amino acids. Gene Ontology annotation, cellular component: plasma membrane; adherens junction; nucleus. The transcript has 24 exons.
CUGUCGUACGCGUCUGCUUGGACGGGGCAACUGAAACGCUUCGCGCACCUCCGCCUUGCCAGGCGCAGGUGGCGGCGGCGGGCGGCGGCGCUUCGCUGAGGGAGAGAAAGGAGAGCGCAGCCGCCUUGCUUGCUUUCCCGCCUGCCCGCCCCAGCCCGGCCUCAGUAGCAACAGCAGCACCAGGCGCGCGCGCUCCUGCUGGCGAGGGGAGGAGAAGGGAGCGCAGCGACAGCAGCUGUCACAGUAUCUUCUCCAGCGGCGGAAGGUUGCCAAGCUGAGGUGGCCGCACUACAGAGCGCCGCUGCCGAGGCUGGAGAGAGAGAACGGGGCGGGGGGGUGGAGGGAAAAUUGAGCCAGACGUCGAGCCUCGGCGCGAGCGAGAGCCAGCCUCUCGGAGCAAGGCAGUGUAUGAAGGAGCCCGCCUCGGAGCCGCCACCGAAGCCCUCAGCAGGCACCAGUUUCGCUGUGAAAGAGGGAGGAGGCGGCGGCGGCGGCGGCGAAAAGAACGACGACGACGACGACAACAGCAAGGCAAGAUGCUGCAAUUGGGCAAGGUCAGGACCUUGCACUGAAGAAGCCCGGGGGCGGGCGCCGCAGCCACCUCUCUCCCUCCAGCCCGCCUUGAGGAUUUGCCUUUUGUUAUUGGUAUAUGUUCGGGAAACAGCAAGCAGGGGCGACGGCAUUGGGAGCUAUGCCUGUUCCAGAUCAGCCAUCGUCUUCUGACAAGACAAGUUCCCUUAGCCCUGUGCUGAAUACAUCCAAUGGAGAUGGAUCUGAAACAGAGACCACAUCUGCCAUUUUGGCAUCCGUCAAGGAGCAGGAGUUACAGUUUGAAAGGCUUACACGAGAACUUGAAGCUGAACGGCAAAUUGUAGCCAGCCAGCUGGAAAGAUGUAAACUUGGAUCUGACACUGGAAGCAUGAACAGCAUUAGUUCGACUGAAGAACAGUUUCAUUGGCAAACUCAAGAUGGCCAGAAGGAUAUAGAAGAUGAACUCACAACCGGUCUUGAACUGGUGGAUUCUUGUAUUAGAUCCCUGCAAGAGUCAGGAAUACUUGAUCCACAGGACUAUUCAACUAGUGAGAGACCCAACCUUCUAUCCCAGAGUGCACUUCAGCUCAAUUCCAAACCUGAAGGAUCUUUCCAAUAUUCAUCUAGCUACCAUAGCAACCAGACCCUUGCCCUUGGUGAAACUGCAACGUCACAGCUGCCAGCCCGAAGCAAUCAAGCCAGAGCUGCUAUACAGAACUAUAGCCAGGGCACCACCGGCCGGGCAGCCCAGCUCGCCGCCUCGGAGCUGCAGUCUCAGUCGCAGCCGCUGUCCCGGGAGUCCUUCGCGCCGAGCCAUGGGAGCGCCUUCCACUUGCCGGACUCCUCCUCCUCCUCGCAGCAGCAGCAGCAGCAGCCUUCGCCGGCCCUGUACUACUCGAGCUCCACGCUGCCGGCGCAGAGAGUGAGCUCGCCCCUGUCCAUGCAGCAGGUGGGCUCGCCGACCAAGCUCCAGCGGGCGGGCUCAGCCUCCGAGAGCGCCGCCGCCGGCUACAGCACCACGCAGCGGGUCUCCUCCCCCAAGCAGUCGCCGAGCCGCCUCGCCAAGUCCUACAGUACCAGCUCGCCCAUCAACAUCGUCGUCUCUUCGGCGGGGCUUUCCCCUUCCCCGAUCCGAGUCACCUCCCCGCCCACCAUCCAGUCCAACAUCUCCUCCUCGCCGAUCCACCAGCUGAGCUCCACCAUCGGCACCUACGCGACGCUCUCGCCCACCAAAAGGCUGGUCCACCCUUCCGAGCAGUACAGCAAGCAUUCCCAGGAACUGUAUGCCACGGCCACGCUGCAGAGACCCGGAAGCCUCGCAGCUGGAUCCAGGGCUUCCUACACCAGCCAGCAUAGCCACCUGGGUUCUGAGCUAAGGGCACUUCAGUCUCCAGAGCACCACAUAGAUCCUAUUUACGAAGACAGAGUAUAUCAGAAGCCCCCUAUGAGGAGUCUCAGCCAGAGUCAGGGGGACCCUCUUCAACCAGCACAUACAGGCACAUAUCGUACUAGCACAGCCCCAUCUUCCCCUGGUGUCGACUCCGUACCCUUACAGCGCACAGGCAGUCAACACGGCACACAGAACGCAACAGCGACCUUCCAGAGGGCCAGCUAUGCAGCAGGCCCAGCCUCCAAUUACGCAGACCCCUACCGACAGCUGCAGUAUUGUCCUUCUGUUGAAUCACCAUACAGCAAAUCUGGACCAGCCAUCCCACCUGAGGGAACGUUGGCUAGGUCACCUUCCAUUGAUAGCAUUCAGAAAGAUCCCAGAUCUUUCAUGAACCCUUUUUCCUGGAUGAAGGUUGCCUCCAAUAAGAUUUCAAAUACCCAUUCAAAUGUAGAGUUUGGAUGGAGAGAUCCAGAACUUCCAGAGGUUAUACAGAUGUUACAGCAUCAGUUCCCCUCAGUUCAGUCCAAUGCUGCUGCCUACUUACAGCAUCUUUGUUUUGGAGACAAUAAAAUUAAAGCUGAGAUUAGAAGACAAGGAGGAAUACAAUUACUGGUGGACCUGCUGGACCAUCGAAUGACUGAAGUCCACCGUAGUGCCUGUGGAGCUCUGAGGAACUUGGUUUAUGGGAAGGCCAAUGACGACAACAAAAUUGCUUUGAAAAACUGUGGGGGUAUUCCAGCAUUAGUUCGAUUACUGCGCAAAACUACAGAUUUGGAAAUCAGAGAACUGGUCACAGGAGUUCUCUGGAAUCUUUCCUCUUGCGAUGCACUAAAAAUGCCAAUUAUCCAGGAUGCCCUUGCAGUGUUGACCAAUGCAGUGAUCAUUCCUCAUUCAGGAUGGGAAAAUUCCCCACUCCAGGAUGACCACAAAAUACAGCUUCAUUCAUCACAGGUGCUGCGCAAUGCCACUGGGUGCCUAAGGAAUGUCAGCUCUGCAGGAGAAGAAGCCCGCAGAAGAAUGAGAGAGUGUGAUGGACUUACUGAUGCAUUGCUCUAUGUGAUUCAGUCUGCUCUAGGAAGCAGUGAAAUUGAUAGCAAGACCGUUGAAAACUGUGUGUGCAUUUUAAGGAACCUCUCAUACCGACUCGCUGCAGAAACAUCUCAGGGACAGCAAAUGGGAACUGAUGAACUUGAUGGUUUACUUUGUGGUGAUGCCAAUGGAAAAGAUGCAGAAAGUUCAGGAUGCUGGGGCAAGAAGAAGAAGAAAAAGAAAUCUCAAGAUCAGUGGGAUGGAGUAGGACCUCUUCCCGACUGUGCAGAGCCACCAAAAGGAAUCCAGAUGCUGUGGCACCCAUCCAUAGUCAAGCCCUACCUCACACUUCUCUCUGAGUGCUCAAAUCCAGAUACAUUGGAAGGAGCCGCAGGUGCACUACAGAAUCUGGCUGCAGGAAGCUGGAAGUGGUCAGUAUAUAUCCGUGCUGCCGUCCGGAAAGAAAAAGGCCUGCCAAUACUAGUAGAGCUGCUUCGAAUAGACAAUGACCGGGUAGUAUGUGCAGUUGCAACAGCUUUACGGAAUAUGGCCUUAGAUGUCCGAAACAAAGAGCUAAUAGGCAAAUAUGCCAUGCGAGACCUGGUUCACCGGCUUCCAGGAGGUAACAACAGCAACAGUUCGGCAAGCAAGGCCAUGUCUGAUGAUACCGUUACUGCCAUUUGCUGCACCUUGCAUGAAGUCAUCACAAAAAACAUGGAGAAUGCCAAGGCCUUACGAGACGCAGGAGGAAUUGAGAAGCUUGUUGGCAUUUCCAAGAGUAAAGGAGACAAGCACUCACCAAAAGUAGUGAAGGCAGCAUCUCAGGUCUUAAAUAGCAUGUGGCAGUACAGAGAUCUGAGAAGCCUCUACAAAAAGCGUGUGGCCCCAGACUUCAGAGUGGCUGAGGACAGAGGAUUUUCACCUACCCAUCAUUCUGAGUCAUGGCACGCUCAGCAUACCCUCUCCCAGAACCAAGAAACCAGAAUCUAUUCCCAAACCCAGGAUGGAUGGUCACAGUAUCACUUUGUAGCCUCAUCUUCAACAAUAGAGAGGGAUCGGCAAAGACCGUACUCCUCAUCGCGCACGCCUUCCAUCUCUCCAGUGCGCAUGUCUCCCAACAAUCGUUCAGCAAGUGCCCCAGCCUCACCUCGAGAAAUGAUCAGUUUGAAAGAAAGGAAAACAGACUACGAAUCAACUGGAACAAAUGCUGCUUACCAUGGAAAUAAAGGAGAACACACUUCUCGGAAAGAUACAAUGACAGCUCAGAACACUGGAAUCUCUACUUUGUACAGAAAUUCUUAUGGUGCACCUGCUGAAGAUAUUAAACACAACCAGGUUUCAACACAGCCAGUUCCACAGGAGCCCAGUAGAAAGGAUUACGAACCAUAUCAGCCAUUUCAGAAUUCAACAAGAAACUAUGAUGAGUCCUUCUUUGAGGACCAAGUGCAUCACCGCCCGCCUGCAAGCGAGUACAAUAUGCAUCUGGGACUCAAGUCCACCGGCAACUACGUCGACUUCUAUUCAGCUGCUCGGCCCUACAGUGAACUCAAUUAUGAAACAAGCCACUAUCCAGCAUCUCCAGAUUCCUGGGUUUGAGAUUUGGGCAAGAAGGGGGGGAAAAGCUCCAGGGACUGUGCAUGUGCAUGCAUACCACGAGACAUUCUUUUCCUGCAAAUUUAGUUUGUUAAAGCCUGUUCCAUAGGAAGGCCCUGAUAAUCAGUAUGGAAAAUUUAAAAUACUUGUAGAUGGCUAAAAGAAUUGGAAGCUUGAGCACGGAAGUCAGUAGGAAGGGGAGAAGUGUGUAUCUAUUUCUGUAUCUAUAUUAUCUUGUCUCUGUAUAUAUAGAUAUAGAAAUAUAUUGUGUGGGGCAGCUUUACAGUUGACCUUGUAUGUAGAGUUUAAAACAAAUAGUGCUGUACACUGAAUGUGGCUGAAAGAAAUGGGGGAGGUGCAACCGCUGAAGUGGGUCCAGAGUUAAGCACAAGACAACGAACAGUUUACAUACCUUAUGGGGGACAGCUUCUCACACUUUGUUUACUCUCCUCAUCCAUUGUGAAACUAGGCUUCAAGUUGCAUUUGGGGUUUCCUCUGUACAGCAAGAUGUUUCUUGCCUUUUGUUAAUGCAUUGUUGUAAAGUAUUUGAUGUACAUUACAGAUUUAAAGAGAGAGAGAGAGAGAGAGAAGUGCAUUGUGUAUAUUACACCAAUGCCACAGUGUUUCUUCAUCUAUGGUUCUAAAUAUUGCUUCAAUUUCAAAACUUUGAAAUAUGUAUGAAUUUCCAGGGGGGCGGGGGGAUGGGUUGUUUUUCUUUCUUUCUUUUUCUUCUUUUAUUUUCCCCAGUGCGUUUUAACAAGAGAAAACAAAAAUGGAAUAUUUAGCAGUAUUGUUCGUUCUGAUAUGUGAAUUUGUUUGUGGCAACUAAAAAAAAAAAAGGCAUUAAGCAGUUUCUGACAAUUAACAUUCAUCAUUCCACACUCCUUGUCAAUGAAGUGCUUUUUCACUGCCUAAAAUUUUAGAUGUAGAUAUUUGAAAUAGAUUUUUUCAUUUAUACCAGUUUUCUUUAUGAUACAGUGUUAAAAGAAAAUAAAUUACAAUUGAUCUGUCA